Branchiostoma floridae (Florida lancelet) is the source of this 2408-nucleotide messenger RNA. RefSeq names its product alpha-N-acetylneuraminide alpha-2,8-sialyltransferase-like. The transcript has 9 exons. Gene Ontology annotation, biological process: oligosaccharide metabolic process; N-glycan processing. NCBI's taxonomy places the organism in Eukaryota, Metazoa, Chordata, Leptocardii, Amphioxiformes, Branchiostomatidae. The record is from RefSeq and is a predicted model, not a curated record. Gene Ontology annotation, molecular function: alpha-N-acetylneuraminate alpha-2,8-sialyltransferase activity. Bases 155 to 1378 code for a protein of 407 amino acids.
UUUUCCACGUCAGCGGUUGAACUUUUACCUCAAGUCGAGUGUAAAGAACCGGUUAGACAGCAUCUACAGACAUGUCGAGUGUGACACGGGCAGGUCAGCACUGCAAGCUUGAAGAUCUCACAGCGUCAGAGACUACCCUGGUGACGAGACGAAAAUGACAAGUCACAAUCCACCGCGUGUCCUGUUGCUGGUACCGCUAACAGUGGUUCCAUUCCUGCUGUACUACACAUCGGACCUCCUUACUCCUGGUGACAUGUUGUUCUGGAAAAAAGUUGAAAACCGCAGAAAUACUACCAGCUCUCUCCUCGAGCUCAAAGACGCAGACAGUGUCUACAGUGGAAGACUCGAGGGAGUUACCGGUACUGCAAACUCAUCCAUGGAAAAGCCUAAUGCUGGGAAAACAAGGGCAUUACAGAAAUUUAGAUCUUACGCUCAGCACAUACCGAAGGAAGAGGUCGCUCAGAAGAAGUUCCUAGCCGACCAGGCAGCCGUACGGUCCAUACCGACGGAAGCACCUGGAUGGGUCUACAACAAAACAGCCGCGGAUCUAUUCCGGAACACAAUGAUAAGAGACAGACGCUUUGUGAACGGGAACUUUCUGGUCACACAGAAAAGCGUGAAGAAAGUCAUGAAGACCUGGGGCAGGACAACCAAGAUAAUCAAAGUGCCAAAAGACGUCUUCAAGGGAUUUCCUAAAGAGAGUCCAUUCAAGAACAAACGCUUCAAUACUUGCAGUGUGGUAGGGAACGGAGGAAUACUGACGGGAAGCGGCUGUGGAAAGGAGAUAGACGCCUCUGAGUUUGUGUUAAGGCUCAACAUGGCUACGAUGGACGAGAAAUAUUUGGAGGACAUUGGAAAGAAAACCAAUCUGAUCACUAUCAACCCCUCCAUGAUCAGCUACAGAUACUUGUACACUAGAAAAAAGGUAAAGACUAUAAAUGUUAAAGCCUUGAUGUCUGACCUGUCAGUAUACGGAGACAGCUACCUCUGGAGCUGGGCCUUUGAGGGUCUCGAUCAGACAAAGAUUGUUUUCAAAGCACAGCAAGCUCUGCAAGCCAACAGCGCCCGGGUUCAGGUUAUCUUCCCAUAUCCAGUUCUAACAGGAUCGUUGAUAUCGUUUUGGAGAAAGAAUGGUGUCAAUGGGAAGAAGGCGACGACAGGACUGCUACUGGUGGGUUUGGCCACACAGAUGUGCGAAGAGGUGCGCUUGUACGGCUUCUGGCCCUUCCACUCCGACAGGAACAACAGACACCUGACUGAGCAUUACUACGACAAUGCCUUCCCCACCAACGUUCACAGGAUACCUGAUGAGUUCAGGCAACUGCAGCGUCUCCACAACACCGGGGUUCUUCGUCUCACCACCCACACAUGUCAAUGAGCGGAGGAUGCUUAUGAUCAUGUACUAGAAGUAGAUACAGUGAAACCUGUCGGAGCAACCACCAGGCGCAGGCCACCACCUGCCGUCAGAGGACACAUUGAAACAGUCCCGUCCAUAUUUACAUAGUUAAGACCCCCUCCCAAGCAACCACCUGUCUUCCCCAACAGGCAAUAACUUUUUUAAAGUCCCAAUGGGGCAUUCAACCUGCCCAGAACAACCAAAAUUGACUGGCAGCAGCUAGCAGCCAUUUUAUAUGAAGAAUUAUGUAGGCACAGUUACCCUGGACUUAGAGACUUCUUUUCUUUAUGUAAGGGAAUAUCAUAAUCAUAAUAAUCAUAAUAAUCAUAAUAAUCAUGAUAGUCAUGAUAUUCAUAAUAAUCAUAAUAAUCAUAUCAAUCACAAUAAUCAUAAUAAUCAUAAUGAUCAUAAUAAUCAUAAUAAUUAGUUACCAGUCGCUUAUUCAAUCUAGUACACUCUGAUAUAUUAUGGCUGUCUGUAUGUAAAACUGCUCAAUAUCAAUUGCUUGCAAUUCUAUAAAUAUACCACAAUCAAAUGAAUAAAAAUCACAACGCGCCCAACAUUUGUAUUUUUUUAAGCUAAAUCAAAUUUUACGCCACGUCAAUCUGGCGUUUGAAUUACGACUUCAGCGUAUCUAUUCCGCAUGAGGUGCGUAUGAUUUGUAUAUGAAGCGCGCAACCAAAUUUUCCUUGCGAAUAGCUGUGUAUGAGGUACGCAUGUUGAGCGUUAUCCGGACGCACACAACGUCUCCCAACCGCAUACCUGACGCACCUGGUUCUGAUUGCAUUCCGAGCGCAUUUCAUCUGUGUCAAAGUCAGGUGUUUCUGUUACGUGUACUUUUGUUUGUGAGCAAUGCCAAUUGAGCAUUUUGUGUCAGAGGAACACUUUGUACUACGUACGUAUACUUAAGUUCACAAGCAGUGCAAAUAGACCAUUGAUAAGUAAACAGUGAAGAGUUUUUUUUACUAAUUUGUGAAGUAGUGAGGCAGUGACCGUGUACUUUUACAGUAAU